Molecule: messenger RNA, 2571 nt
Organism: Pomacea canaliculata
Lineage: Eukaryota; Metazoa; Mollusca; Gastropoda; Architaenioglossa; Ampullariidae
Product: bile acid-CoA:amino acid N-acyltransferase-like
Exons: 10
Coding region: 674-2143 (489 amino acids)
Biological process (GO): fatty acid metabolic process; acyl-CoA metabolic process
Molecular function (GO): fatty acyl-CoA hydrolase activity
Source: RefSeq, a predicted model, not a curated record
AAACAGUUGUUAUUUACGCCAAAUCAGUUAUGUCACAGUCUUGAAGCUGAUGCACACCGUAGGUCUCUAAUGAGCUGCACACCCGUGCAACGCUUACAUGAUGUUUUAAUACCUAGAUACAUAUACAUAUAUAUAGUAUGUCAGCACUUUGAUUACGCUGUAACAUUUCACAAUAUGUUUCCUUCUACUUUAUCAUUCAGACACUAGACAGUGAGUAAGAAACACAUGACAAACAAGAAUUUAUUUACAAGUGUGUAGGGCAAGCAAACCUUUUACUUUCAGUACUCUCGAUUAAAAGAGGGAGAAAUAUGUUAAAGUAGAAGACUACUAUAUCAUCAAAGACAAGAAAUAUUGAAAAGGUGAAAAAUCCAGAUGUCCAGUGUCUUAUUAGCAGUUUACAAUAACUAGUGGCAUGAUGUAGACCCAUCAACGUGGCCUACAACAGAAGUCUAACAGACAUUGUCGUCAUACAAUUGGUUCUGCUCUCACCAAGCUGGGUGUGCAUAUUUCACGCUUGUCUUGUGUGAGUACUGUGUAUGAUAAUGGAUAUCACAAGAUACACGUAUAUAAAGGGAUGCUUGUCAUACGUUAUUCACUUGCUUCUUAAGUUUUGACUACUAUAGAUUUGCAAUGGUCAGAUUUUGAAGCUGAACCAGAAAGGCGAGAAGAGAUAAUGGAUACACCUAGCUGCCGUCUUCUCAAUAUUGGGAAGAUCUUGGGUGCCCAUCCAACACAACAGGGAUGCAAUUCAACAGCUUUGCUUCCAGUCAAUGGCUCUUCCAGUCAUAAUUUAUGCACAUUAAGUGUAAGCCCCAGUGUUUCCAUCUUUGACCAGAAAGUUAGCAUCAGGAUCCAUGGUCUUCCUAGCCAUGGCAUGGCUACACUGCAAGCUUGGAUGUAUUUCAAAUGGCGUGGCAAAGAUGAGCUCUUUGUGUCAUGUGGGCGAUACUAUGCUGACUCCAAUGGAGAGAUAGAUUUGGACAGACAUCCUUCACUGAGUGGAACUUAUACAGGUGUGGAUUCCAUGGGUCUGUUUUGGAGUAUGGGUUCUUUGCCUGGUCAUCCAAAGGAUGUUUGCAUGGCCAUUCGAAACGUUCAAGAGCCAAUUCUCAUAAACCUGGCUCUGUUCUCUGGCCACAUUACGGUGGAUGAAUCCAGCAUUGCCAUGAAGACAAUCACACCUUUGUGUACUUGUACCAUCACACGUCUAUGCAAAGCACCAGACGUAAAGAGGAUUGAAAUCAAGGAGGGAAAUAUUAGAGGCGCUCUGUUAUGGCCACCAGGUAAUGGUCCAUUUCCGGGUGUGAUUGACAUGUAUGGAGGAGCAGGUACCCUUCGUGAUGCGCGAGCUGGGUUGUUGGCAACAAGAGGCUUUGCAACACUGGCCUUAGCUUAUUUCAAGUAUCAGGAUCUUCCAGAAGACAUCACUGACAUUCGACUGGAAUACUUUCAGGAAGCUGCCAGAUGGUUGAGCUCUCACCCAGCAGUAAUUCCUGGUGGCAUUGGUGUGAUUGGCACUUUCCUACGGUGGCAUGCUUGCACUGUGUAUGGCAUGCCUGUGUCCACAGUCUGUUAUGUAAAAGCAGUUGUGAAUAUUAAUGGACCUCCCCUUGCUAAGUAUGAUUUGUGGCAUCAAGGGAAGUUAUUUAUAAAAAGCAAAUACCCAGAUGUUGUUAAAUGUGAAGAAAUGGGCUAUGUCUUCAUAGGUCCACUUGAAUACACAAGAGAAGAUUUCAUACCAGUGUGGAAGAGCGAGGCCCACAUCCUAUGUCUGUGUGGUGAUGAUGAUGGACAGUUGCAGACUCAGUGGUUGCUAGAUCUCAAGGACUGCUACCCUGAGGACAAACAACACAAGAUAAAUGUAGUUGUGUACCCUGGUACAGGCCAUCUGCUGGAGCCACCUUACUCACCACACUGCCUGUAUUGCUUUAGCCCUGCACUGUCAAAUCAACAUGGUCUGUGGGAAGGAAGUCCAGUGCCUCAUGCAACUGCUCAGUUGGAUGGCUGGCAAAGAGCUGUUUUGUUCCUGAAAACCAUCCUGACACAGAAACAAAGAGCAGCAAGGUGGUUACGUGCUCAGCUGUGGAAAAGUCCUCCAUGUAAAGAGAGCAAGGAGAAGCUAUUUGACUCCAAGAUAUGUUAGUUUAUCUACCCAAGAAUAACUAAGAAAGCUGAACUGCAGCUCCAAUCUUAAAGUAACAGAACAGCACUAAUACAUUUUACUUCAAACCCGUACUGACAAUGGUAAAUUUGAUUUUAAUAUGACAUUUAUUUUAUAAAUAUAUAAAUAGCAGAAAAAUAAUGUUUAUUGCUUUCUUGCUCAGCUAUGCUUGUAAAAAAGAUUUUUUUUAAAAUAAAAACUGUGUUUGAUAUUUUAUUACCUUGAAAGAACAAAAAUAAACCAAGGGACUUCAUUUUGUGAGUGUGUGUGUGCUUGUGCACAUAUGCAAACAAGCACAUUGGAUUCCAUUCCACUAAAUACUGAUGAAACUGAUCUUUUUUGUACUCUUGUUACAGCAGGUUGUUUUGUCUUGCAGUCUAAAUGGAUUAAACACACAGCAUCGUUAAAUA